AUGGACGGUGAGAUCGCUGCCACCCAACUGUCCGAGGCAGAGGGAGCCCCGCUAUCUGGCCACCCGCUUUCCUUGAGAAGCUUGCUGGCAGACGCAGCACGCCUACAAGCCAAAGUUCCAGCCGUCAUAUCUAUGCAUCAAGCCAGUGACCUCCUACCAGCAACCGGCUAUCCGUCAUUGAGGCAGCAAGACUGUUUGACAUGGACCUAUGAGCAACUGGAUGAGGCAUCCCACCGUCUUGCAACCUCACUUUACCGACAUGGUAUCCGUAAAGGCAUGCAGUCCGUUGUGUGUCUGCAUAAUUCCAUUGAAUGGGCCCUAUGGUUCUGGACGUGUGCAAAGCUUGGUACCGCAUUCGUUCCAUUAGAUCCAAAAUCUAUUUCAAGGAAGCCAGAGAUCAGCCAUUAUUUGAAUACUGUACAGCCUGAUAUGCUGGUCGUGACCGACAGAACAGAUGUAAAUACAAUACAAGAGUAUUCUGACGUUGCACUUCCCAACAUCAAGCUGAAGGUUGUCGUAGAAGGUGUUCUCGAUGGGGAGUCGACUUCGGGAUGGGUUUCAUGCAAUGGACUGUUGUUAGAUUCGCAUAGUCCUGACAAAAUUGAAACCUCCAGCAUUGAAGGAGUGGAGGAUCUUGAGAGUGACGUGGUCUUAAUAGUCUUCACCAGUGGCACAUCAGGGCUUCCCAAGGCGUGUCCUCAUACCAACAGGAGUUUAUGGGCGACCUGCACGGCUGGAGUCCAGCGUCGACCUUUGGAGCCAUCCUAUCGUCUGGCACAUCAUUUACCUCCUGCCCACAUGCUUGCUGUGAUCGAAUUGAUCACUUUCUGGACAGCCGGAGCAACGGUUGUUUACCCAUCAAGAGCUUUCGAUGCUGAAUCAACUCUUGAUGCAAUAGAGAUUCACAAAUGUUCUCACAUGUCAGGUGGGGCACCAUGUGGUACUGUCAUAUCAUCUGAGAUUGCAGAAGCUGUUUCGACCAAAUUAGGUGCAACAACACUGGUGGCAUACGGAAUGACAGAGGGCGCGCCGGUUAUGUCGAUUUUUCCGGAGAAAAAAUUGAGCUUCGAAGACGGCUGCAUAAAUGUGGGUAACCUGACAAACGGUACGAAAAUCAAGAUCUGCGAGCCCGGGAAACGGAAGAUCUUGAGGCGAGGCGAAGUAGGGGAGCUGCAUUACAGCGGAGACCUUCUUAUAAGGGGAUAUCUGAACGGAGACAAUACGCCAUUCUAUAGCGACGAGAAGAGGCUGUGGAUCAACAGCGGUGAUGAAGCCAAAAUGAGUUAUGAGGGCGCCAUCUACAUCCUUGGUCGGUACAAAGUCGUUAUCAUCCGGGCUGGCAAGAAUCUAUCCCCAGCUUUGAUUGAGAUAUGUUUGAAUAAAGCGGGCGUGAUUGCCCAGGUCAUUGGCGUACCCGAUGAAAUAGCUGAUGAGCUUCCACUGGCUGUGAUACAACCACUGAAGCCUGGUCCGUUUCCUAUCGAAGCAAUGCAGGCGCUUGUGACCAAAGCACUAGGCGCAGGCCAUGUACCAACAGCCUACCUUACACUGCGAGAUCUAGGGAUGGAAACGUUCCCAACAACGACAUCUGGGAAGAUUUCGAAGGAUGAAUUACGUCACGUCGUGAUGACCUACCUUGAAGCGCAGAAUAGAUUUCCGGAGGAAGAAACGCCAAAUAGAAAUUCUCUAACGUAUUCCUGGCUCGGGCUGAUAGAACAAGCUUUGGUAGAUAUACUCUCGAGAUUACUUGGUCAACCAAAAGAAAGCUUACCCUUGGAUAAACCAAUACAUGAACUGGCUGAUAGCAUCAACAUCCCGCGGUUUCAAGCUUACAUCAAGAGAAAAUUAAAGAAGGACAUAUCGACAAAAGAAAUUUACUGCUCUGAAAGCGUCCAAGCUUUAGCACAAACGUUGAAUGACAGCAAGAGUACGAAUCAAAGCUCGAGGAGGGAUGUACCUAGAAGAGGUCCGCCAACUGCGCAUGACAUGGUACAUACCGGAGGAGAUGAGGCUUUGACUUCGCGGACACGAGAGUCAGUGAGCUUAGCUGUCGAAAGAAUAGGGUUGACGUGGGAUGACGUUGAGGACGUCUUCCCAAUGAUCGCAGUCAAUGCAGAUUACUUCCCAUAA
Molecule: messenger RNA, 2130 nt
Organism: Bacidia gigantensis
Lineage: Eukaryota; Fungi; Ascomycota; Lecanoromycetes; Lecanorales; Ramalinaceae
Exons: 2
Coding region: 1-2130 (709 amino acids)
Biological process (GO): fatty acid metabolic process
Molecular function (GO): medium-chain fatty acid-CoA ligase activity
Source: RefSeq, a predicted model, not a curated record